Molecule: messenger RNA, 2112 nt
Organism: Nothoprocta perdicaria
Lineage: Eukaryota; Metazoa; Chordata; Aves; Tinamiformes; Tinamidae
Gene: NCAPH
Product: non-SMC condensin I complex subunit H
Exons: 15
Coding region: 31-1824 (597 amino acids)
Biological process (GO): mitotic chromosome condensation
Cellular component (GO): condensin complex
Molecular function (GO): chromatin binding
Source: RefSeq, a predicted model, not a curated record
AAUGCUUUUGGCUUGCACCUCAUUGACUAUAUGACCGAGAUACUGAAGCAGAAGGACGCGGAGCUGACCAACUUCAAGAUCGCGGCCGGCACCCUCGAUGCCAGCGCCAAGAUUUACGCGGUGCGAGUGGACGCGGUCCAUGCGGAUGCCUGCAAGGUUCUCGGAGGCUUGGGCAAGGACUCGGCCCCUCCGAAGGAUGCGGACAGCCAGGAAGGAGAAGAAAGUGCUGCAGCUGCCGAUGAGUCUGGCAAGAGAGCUCCCACAAGGAAAAAACACUCGUUCAAAACGAUAGAGCAGAACCUGAAUAACAUCAACGUGUCCGAGGCUCAUCGCCGACCUGAGGUCGAUCCCAUGUUCCAGAAAACAGCAGCGUCUUUUGACGAGUGCAGCACGGCGGGCAUUUUCCUCACUGGCCUGCGUACCCACGGCUGCCAGAGCGAGCUCCUCUUCGACUCGAACAUUGUGCCUCUCCCGUCUUCCGAGACGCCCGCCCUGCCAAACUCCGCACUCGUGAAAGUGGUGGAUUUAAAGUCCCUGCUCACGCAGUGUGUUCACAAACGCCCCAUCUGCUCUUCCCUGGCUGGAUUCCAGUUCACACAGUGGGAUGCCGCAUCCCACGAUGAGUCUGUGUCAGCCCUGCUGGAUAAAUUCAAGAAGAGCGACCAAGUGUUUGACAUCAACGCGGAGAUGGACAGUGACGUGGAAGAUUGUGUUCCCACCAUGCCAAAUGAUGACUUUGGUGCCGACUCCCCCAACUGUACAUUAACCAACAAGAUGGGGGAGCUCACAGGAAGCCUCAGGACCUUUGGGACAAUCCAGGAGAGCAAAAGCACUGAGGCGGCUCCUCUGGGCGAGGGAGACAUCGGCACCAUGUGCCUCCACCUUUCCAUGAAACCAGGAGAAUAUUCCUACUUCAGUCCCCGAAUUCUGUCCAUGUGGGCUGGCCCGGAGCACUGGCGCUUCAAACCUCGUCACAAAUCUGACACUGUCUCUGAAAAAGAGAGUAGGAGGAGGAAUACAAAGAAAGUGUUUGAAAUAAACUUUGAUGAGGAUAUUGACUUUGAGGUGCAUUUCUGUAAGACGAAGACAGCUGCAACCCUGGCCAAAUCCAUCCUGGAAAGCCAGAACGUGAGGAGCACCACACUUCCCCCUGACUUCAACUAUGAUCCUAGCAACAUUGUGCAGCUCUUCCUCAAGCCAGAUGUCAAGCUCUGCUGGUUGGCUGCACCAGGCAGCUCGUUGGAUCACGAAGAUGAGAUCGGCGAGUACGAUUACAACAACCCCAAUGACACCUCCAACUUCUGCCCUGCAUUGCAGGCUGCCGAUAGCGACGAUGACAACGACCCCGCUGACUUUGGGGGACAGCCAGGGGAGUUCAACCUCACUGCCCACCCUGCGAAUCAAGACGCUGAGCAAAACGGCGGCGAGGGUGGCGUCGAUAUCACAACAUACGGCGAGCUGAACCUCGUUGCGGAGCCCCAGAAGGUCAAUAAGAUAGCAAUCCAGUAUGCAAAGACAGCCAAGAAAAUGGACAUGAAGAGGCUGAAGCAAAACAUGUGGGACCUCUUGACUGAUGGACAGAAGAAAGAAAUAGCGGAAGAGAUAAAAAACAUGGAGGAAGAGAUGGAGAAAUCAGCAGUAGCAGGCGAGAAGGUCUUCAGCAGCAUCACAAAGGAACUGAUUCACAGACUGCCCUCAGUGAUGGCUAAGAACCUGUCGGUGCCGCUGGCCUUCGCCUGCCUCCUGCAUUUGGCGAACGAGAAGAAUCUGAAGCUGGAGGGCACAGAGGACCUGUCGGAUGUCCUAGUGAAACAAGGCAACUGAGAGAAGCUCGUGGCGGUUGCUGCUCCAGGACAGAGCUCUGCUCUCCCAGCUCGUGCCAACAGUGUCGCUGGGCAAUCCCAGGGGUGUCUUGGGAAGACUUACAUCACGGAUGCCCCAUCUAACCAGGGGGCAUCCCUAGGGAUGGAGAGCUGCAGCUCGGCCUGCCGGUCUCUUGUCACGCUGGCUCCGUCACCUCAUUCCUUGGGCCUCGUAGCAGGGUUCCUGGGAAAGGCUCCUCCAGGUGUUGCUCUUCAGGGCCUGGACUGACCCAUUCAUGGUUCCAGUUCC